Messenger RNA from Colias croceus (clouded yellow), 703 nucleotides. RefSeq lists its product as uncharacterized. Bases 20 to 703 code for a protein of 227 amino acids. Lineage: Eukaryota; Metazoa; Arthropoda; Insecta; Lepidoptera; Pieridae. The transcript is spliced from 2 exons. The record is from RefSeq and is a predicted model, not a curated record.
UGUUAUAUUAAAUGUUAAUAUGAAUGAAAAACAAACACCUAAUAUAAGUAAAAGUUUUGAAGAAACACAAAGUAAGAAUAUAGUGACCACAGCUACAGCUUCUACGAGCCAACCAGAAGAAGAUGUCCAAUCCACGGCGAGGGCAACCGAUAAUGGAUCUGAAAUACAAUGUUCUUCAAAUAACAUGCAUGUAGAAUCUACUCAUAUCGAAAGAGAUCAGAUGUUUGUUAUUGUGGAUUCAAGCUGCAUAAGCAAUCCAAGUUCAAGAGAAUUAUUAAUAAAUAGUAUUCCACAUUCAAGAGAAGUUGCAAUACCAAAACAUUACAAUCGAAAUGUGCUGCCCAUUGGUAUUCCAUCAACCAGCAAAGAUAUAAUCGAGCCAUUUCAUUCUGCAUUUGUUGAUAUAGAUUCUAGGGACGAAUUACAAAUGAUUGAAAUAAAUCUACAAAGUGAAAACGAGUUACCUAUUAAAAUUGAGGAUGAAGAAGACAACGACUCAAUAGUAAUAGCCUAUUUAAAAAAUAGAGAUAGAUUUGUAGAAAGAGAUGGUUUAUUAGUUUCUACAAAGAAAAAAUCAUCACUGCUUGACGAUGUUCCAAAAAUGGAAACUAUUUUAGAGGAUGAACAAUUUGCUUCAUUCGUAAUUUCACACAACAUUUCUAGUAAUUCCCUUCAGCCUAAAAAUAAAGACAAAGUGGAAUAA